Phytophthora infestans T30-4 is the source of this 333-nucleotide messenger RNA. Its product is annotated as pre-mRNA-splicing factor ini1. Bases 1 to 333 code for a protein of 110 amino acids. The transcript has a single exon. Gene Ontology annotation, biological process: mRNA splicing, via spliceosome. The record is from RefSeq and is a predicted model, not a curated record. Gene Ontology annotation, cellular component: precatalytic spliceosome; catalytic step 2 spliceosome; U12-type spliceosomal complex. Lineage: Eukaryota; Oomycota; Peronosporomycetes; Peronosporales; Peronosporaceae.
AUGGCGAAGCACCACCCAGACCUUGUCAUGUGCCGCAAGCAGCCGGGCGUGGCAAUUGGCCGUCUCUGCGAGAAGGACGACGGCAAGUGUGUAAUAUGCGACUCGUAUGUGCGCCCGUGCACGCUGGUUCGCAUCUGCGACGAGUGCAACUACGGCUCGUACCAAGGCCGCUGCGUCAUUUGCGGCGGGCCUGGUAUUUCGGACGCUUAUUACUGCCGCGAGUGUACACAGCUGGAGAAGGACCGCGAUGGCUGCCCCAAGAUCGUCAACCUGGGUAGCUCGAAGACGGAUCUUUUCUAUGAACGGAAGAAGUACGGGUUUAAAAAACGCUGA